AGAGAAACCCAUAAAAAGCUUUCAUUUUUCUUUUUGUUAUUUCACUUUAAUCUUUUGGAAACCCCAAUGGAACAGCCAACCUUCAACUCUCUCCCUCAAAACACCAACACCACAACAUCAUCUUCCACAGCAAAACCCCAAAAGAAAAAGCUACCAACCCCACAAGAACUCAUCUCCCACUAUGAGUCACAAGGCCUUGACACCCAAGAGGCCUCUCUUAAGGUCAUAGGUGACCUCCAGGCUGCCCUCUUUAGGGUCAUAACCUCUGGCAGAGGCAGAAAGGACAAGCUCUUGGCUGAGACCUCCAGAAAGAUUGACAGCACCAACAACAGCCUUGCCAUUCUUAAUAUGAAGAUUGACUCCAAGCCUGGCUAUGGUGAAGCUUUUGGUAUUGGGGUUGCUUCUGGGGUGACUUUGAAAGGCAUUGAGACUGUUCUGCCUCACGUUCUCAGGGGUUUUGGACAGAUUUGGAACACAGUCAGGAAUGCCACUAAGGAUUGAUGUUCUGUUUUUUUUUUUUUCUGUCCUUUUUCUUCUUCUAUUUUGGGGUUUUUGGGAUUUUUUGUUGAAUUUGGUUGGUGGGUUUCUUGGGAUAUUGCAGAAAUUUGUAGUGGGAAACUGGGAAAAUGCAUUCUAUUGAUGGAAAAUUAAAUGUAAUUUCCAUUGAGAAUGUUACAAUUAUGCCUUUACUUUAGCCAAGGUACUUUUGUAUUGGUAUUGAAUGAUAAAACUUUGGCAACAGAAUAUAUAGUUUGGACUGUAACUUCCAAUUAAAA
Prunus avium (sweet cherry) is the source of this 776-nucleotide messenger RNA. RefSeq names its product ribosomal protein-like protein. The record is from RefSeq and is a predicted model, not a curated record. NCBI's taxonomy places the organism in Eukaryota, Viridiplantae, Streptophyta, Magnoliopsida, Rosales, Rosaceae.